This is a messenger RNA of Eriocheir sinensis (Chinese mitten crab), 2090 nucleotides long. RefSeq lists its product as uncharacterized. The record is from RefSeq and is a predicted model, not a curated record. Lineage: Eukaryota; Metazoa; Arthropoda; Malacostraca; Decapoda; Varunidae. Gene Ontology annotation, biological process: maturation of SSU-rRNA. Gene Ontology annotation, cellular component: nucleus; nucleolus. The coding region runs from base 123 to 1940 and encodes 605 amino acids. The transcript is spliced from 12 exons. Gene Ontology annotation, molecular function: RNA binding.
ACCCAGACCGAGAACACGUGUGCGGGAGGGAGGCAGCGAGGAACACUCUUGGCCAGAAUUUGCUGUUUUUUUUCUCAAAUUUCCAGUUCCCACACAGUUUGGUGGCAGCGCUGCGCCCGGUGAUGGCGGCAACCCUGCACCAGACGGGGCUGCUCUUUGGAGGGUUUGCCCCAAAGAACCUCCUUGGUGUGUCAGAGGAUGAAGACGGCCACCUGCUGGUGUCCUUCAGGUCCUUCAUCAAGCGCUACAACGUCACUGACCGGCAGCAAGUGAGGAACUGGACCACCAAGAGCUGGCACCCCUUCACCAGUGCGGCAGUGUACCAGCGGGAGGGGAGCCGUGUGGUGGCCGUGGUGAGCGGGUCCAUCCUGGCCCAGUGGAGUCUGGAGCACCAUGACCUGGACAGCAGCAAGCGGUCCAGUUUUGAGACACCCAUCCACACCUUGCUGACCAGCGGAGACUCUGUGCUCGUUGUCUUUGCCACCGGCCAUGUGGAGAAGCUGUCAACUACUUUGUUGGCCUCUCGCAAGAAGCCACGGCCUGGCUUCUUGGGGGCUGAGGAGACCAUCACCUACGUGGAGAUUGUGAAGGAGGCCAGCCUGAUGGUGAUGCUGGCACAGAAGGAGGGCAGCUCCCCGACGCUGUACACGCUGCCGCUGGGGGAGUCUGUGAGCCAGCCGCAGGACAGCCACAGCCUCACCCUCAGCAAUGCUCACCUCACAGGGAUCUGUGCCAUGUCGUCAGCCAAGCUUGUGACGCUAUGGUCCACAGGAGCAAUCCACAUCUUUGAGUUCCAGCACGACUACCUCGAGAAGCUGCCGGGCCGCCUCCACACCACGGAGCAGCAAGCCGUGGCCGCCAAACCCACCAAGAUCCUGGAGCUGUCACCGAGCCACGUGGCGGUGGUGGGCCAGGACAAUGAGGACGAGGGCGGGGUAAUAGUCCUGCGUGACAUCAAGUUCGGCCUGGUGACCAGCACACAGCCCCUCAAGAUGUACUACCGGCCGCCGCAUGCCUGGGUCACUCCGAGCGGCCUGGUGGUGGUGGAGGGUGGCUCGCUGGCCCUCAUCCCCUUCACUGUCAAGGAGUCCAACCUGGCCACGGUCUUUGGCAGCAGGGUGGCAGAGACUAAAGGCUUCCCGUCUGAGAUGUGCCGCAACUGGGCUAAGGAGAACCUGCAGGAGGCUGUACCCAAGGAAGCCAAGGAGACCAUCUACAGCAAGAAGAGUGUAGAGCUGAACAAGGUGAUGCAGGAUGUCGACAGAGGAGCCCUUACGGAGAGCAUGAUGGCCACGGAGGUGAUUGCCCGCCUCAUAGAACUGAAGAAAUUGAACCUCCUACGGGAAGCCAUGAAUGUGUUUGUUGAUGUCCCUGAGUCCUCGCUGGUGGACGUCCUCACCUUCUACCUGGACCAGCCCAGCAUGGCCUUCGAGGGCUUGUGUGUGACCCCGCACAUGCCCAUGGAAUAUGACCCACAGGAGGAAGAGGGAGAGAAGGUGGUGUGUCCGUUUCAAGGAGCCAAAGCCUACUUCAUCAACGGUGUGCUGAGGCGGCCCUUCACAGAUGUCCAGCUGCUGGCGGCUCUCCCCAAGAUGUGCUUUGACCACGUCCUGAGCCUCAUCAAGUACCUCCACUUCCUCAUAGCAGCAGGAGAGGUGAACCUGAGCCCUGAGGAGAAGGAAGGCCCGUCCCUGAGGCAGGCAUCACUGUGGCUGAGUCUGCUGCUGGACACCAACUACCACCAGCUGGUCAUGAGCUCCGAGGUGGACAUUCACCGCCUGCUGCUCUCCUGCUUCACUCAAGUCUCCGGCAUGAUCAAGUUCCUGGAGGGCAUGGCAGACAUUGAGUUGCUGGCCAGAAGGAUAGUGAAGGGCGAGCCGCUGUCCAAACACACCCACACGUCGGCUCCUUACUCCCUGGAGCGCCUGGUCAUCCCCUGAGGCCUGGUGUUGGCUGGCAGGAGUGGCUUGACAGGUGUGUGUAAGCCUGUUCUGGCUCCUGUGGGUGUAGGUCUGCUCGGGCUCAUCUGUGACUGAUGGUGUGUGUGUGUGUGUAUUGUAUUUCAUAUUUAGUAAAAUUCAUAGAUUUAU